GUCGUGACUUGUACGUGCCAGACGAGGACUCUGAGAACGGCGGCUUCUUGUCCGUGUCCAAGGCGCAAUGUCUCACAGGUGGUCCAGAUUCCCAUGGGCCCGUCCAGUUGGAUGCCUGCAAAGGGCGACCGGAGCAAAACGUGGAGUUUACCUCGCAGAACUACAUCCAGUUCAGCGCCCACAUCAACCACCACCUGGUGUGCCUCCGGACACAGAUCAUGGCGCAAGUGCCCUGCAGUAAGGGCAGUCGAUGGAAGAUGGAUGGAACCUCGCUGAUCUCCCUGGAUCGCACGGGCGACUGCCUGACCAGGAGUCCUUCGGGUGAAGCCUUGGACGUGGUGAAGUGCAAGGGCCUGCCGUUGCAACGGUGGCUCUUCGACAACCCUGGGACUUUAAGUGGCCCGGAGAAGGAUCUUUGCAUCGACAACAUGCAGAGGACCUCUGGGCCACCAGGCCUCUACGGCUGCCAUGGAGGCAAGACCCAGCAGUGGACGCUGGAUGACGAGCAGAAGCUCCGUAGUGGCGAAGGAAGCAACAGCAUUUGCCUUGGGUUUGACCCCACGGUGGCCCUGGCGCCCUGCGCGCCCGACGACCUGGCUUUCAAGUGGAUCCGGAAGACCAGCAAGGAGAAGGGCACCUUAGGCUUCCAAAGCUUCAGCCCUGCGGUCACCCCUGAGCAGUGUAUGGUGGUGAACAACAAAGCGGUGGAGUUAGGAAGUUGCACCUCUGCAGAGCAUUGGUGGAAGUUCCCCUACAGCCGCUGA
Messenger RNA from Durusdinium trenchii, 764 nucleotides. NCBI's taxonomy places the organism in Eukaryota, Dinophyceae, Suessiales, Symbiodiniaceae. The record is from the annotation of a GenBank genome assembly.